Molecule: messenger RNA, 1284 nt
Organism: Scaptodrosophila lebanonensis
Lineage: Eukaryota; Metazoa; Arthropoda; Insecta; Diptera; Drosophilidae
Gene: Pmi
Product: transmembrane protein 11 homolog, mitochondrial
Exons: 3
Coding region: 140-679 (179 amino acids)
Biological process (GO): inner mitochondrial membrane organization
Cellular component (GO): mitochondrial inner membrane
Source: RefSeq, a predicted model, not a curated record
ACUGAACCAGCGAUAACUGUUAUUUAUGCUUUUGUCUCCCGCAUACCCUUACAAGCAGUAUUGCAAAUUUGGCCUGAUGUUUGUAACGCUUAGGAGGGAAUAGCAUUGGGUUUUCUGGAUUCCAUAUGUAUUUACAUAAAUGACAAUGAAAGUGAUUUUCCAUUAUCUUCGUAUCUCGAGCAAAGUUCCAACUUUCCACGUGAUACGCGAGGUUUAUGAUAGCAGCAAUGCCCACGAGCGCUUCGAAGCAGAGCUGGAUAAGGCGCUGGAAGCCAAGGUGGACUAUAUUAUUAUAGAGCCGCCACGACUGGGUGAUGAGACCGGUCGUUGGAUAACAGUAGGAAAUUGUCUCCAUAAAACAGCCGUGGCCAGUGGUGUUGUUUCACUCAUUUCCAGUCUUUUGUGGCACGAUCGACCGGUAAUUGCAGCGCCGGUUUGUGCCAUAUCGCUCUUUUGUACGGGUCUGUACACGGUCUCCUGGAAUUACGAUCCCUGUUGCCAGUACCAGGUAUUAGUGGAGAAUAACGAGGCCGUGUUAAACAAACUGCCGUUAACAGAUGUAUCCUCGCCUGUGAUUUUGGGCUAUUCCCCAAAUACAAAAACCAAAUACUUGCAUAGAGGAGUCACCUUCUUAUCGGCAGCUCUGUGCGCGUGGCAGAUUUGGCGAUCGUACAAGUAAAAUACGAAGCGGAAGCAGCAAUCAGAAGUAGCAGCUACAGCAGCAGCAGCCACAACAAUGGGCGUGGCAGCUUUCAGAGGGCGCCAACUUUCAUUUGUUUUAAAAAGAAAAACUAACUGGCUUAAGUUUAGUUAAAGCGCAUCGAUCGCCAUAGUUCAUGCAUUUCUUUAACAAUUUUCAAAUUUUUUUGGCAUACAAAAAUGUGUUUGUUAAAUCUUAAAGUGUCUUUCAUGCAAGUCAAAAGUGUUAUACUCUUCCAUCAUUUGUAUUUUUUUGUGUGGAUAUGUCUAUGCAUGUUGUUGUCUUGUCGCAGCAGGCUAUUCUUCCACUUCCCCUUUAAAUGCUGCUGUGUAUAACUUAUUAUAAAUAUCCUAGUUAUUAAUUCAGAAGCAAAGUCUUAAAAAAAUACAAAUAAAUAUAAAUCAAAUUUAGUCAGGAGCAAUGAAAGCCACGGCUCAAGCACUGUAAUUUAAUUAAGCGUAAAAAUAACAAAUGAUUUCUGUAUAAAAAUUAUCAUUGUUAUUAGAUUUAAAUAUUUAGGCACUGCAAGGGCAUUAAAUACGUAUUUAGUCAAAGGAAAAUUAAAUAAACUCGAGUGAAAUAAA